This is a messenger RNA of Castor canadensis (American beaver), 1317 nucleotides long. It is a transcript of the gene Nkx1-1, whose product is annotated as NK1 homeobox 1. Lineage: Eukaryota; Metazoa; Chordata; Mammalia; Rodentia; Castoridae. Gene Ontology annotation, biological process: cell differentiation; regulation of transcription by RNA polymerase II. Gene Ontology annotation, molecular function: RNA polymerase II cis-regulatory region sequence-specific DNA binding; DNA-binding transcription factor activity, RNA polymerase II-specific. Gene Ontology annotation, cellular component: nucleus. The record is from RefSeq and is a predicted model, not a curated record.
AUGAGUGCCAGCGGCCCGGCGGCUCCUGGGGACGUCCCCGCGCUGCCGCCGCCGCCGCCCGGGCCCGGGCCAGGGCCCGCACCACCCGCCCCUGCUGCCGCUGCUCGGGACGCUAUGGACGGGCGCGCUGAGCUGCCCGCCUUCCCCAGGGCCGGUGCCCCGCCGCUCGCGGCCAGCGACACUGUGCCCGCAGUGCCUGAGGGGGCUGGAGCGGCCCGGCCCGCCGCGCCCCCGCGCCCCACCUCCUUCUCGGUGCUGGACAUCCUGGACCCCAACAAGUUCAACAGCAGGAGACGUCGCUGCGUGCUGCUGGGCUCUGUGGCGCCCGCUACGUGUGCCCCGUGCGUCCCGACCCCGUGCGCCUCGGCCCCAGCCGCCUCGGGACGCUCGCCGUGCGCAGAGGAGCAGGAGCGCCGAGCUCUCGCCGCCGCUGGGGGAGUCGGAGCCGCCGCUGGAACCGAGCCGCUGAGUGCUGGCGACCCCUACAAGGCUGAUGAGGCCGAGCCUAACGGCUACAGCAGCGGCGGCGGACGUAGCCCGAGCGCGGACAGCGGGGACGAGGCGCCCGACGACGAGGACGAGGGGCGCGAAGCGCGGGCGCGCUGCGCGGAGGAGGCGCGGGGAGGCGGCGGCCUCGGGGCCCGCGGGUCGGGCUGCCCGGGAACGGCUGACGCCGACGCAUCCCCAGUCGACGAGACCGCGGCCCCCGGGCCCCGUGGGAACUCGCCGGGAGCCUCAGGCCCACCGGUAGCCGCGGCGGCAGCUGGGGGCGCGGCGACCACCCCGCAGGGCGCGUCGGCGGCGACCAAGCCCAAGCGGAAGCGCACGGGCUCCGACUCCAAGUCGGGGAAGCCCCGGCGCGCGCGCACCGCCUUCACCUACGAGCAGCUCGUAGCGCUGGAGAACAAGUUUAAGGCGACGCGCUACCUGUCGGUGUGUGAGCGCCUCAACCUGGCGCUGUCGCUGAGCCUCACCGAGACGCAGGUGAAGAUCUGGUUCCAGAACCGCCGAACCAAGUGGAAGAAGCAAAACCCCGGCGCCGACACGAGCGCGCCCACCGGCGGCGGCGGCGGCGGCCCUGGGCCGGGUGCGGGGCCCGGCGCGGGGCUGCCCGGCGGCCUCAGCCCGCUCAGCCCCUCACCGCCCAUGGGCGCGCCGCUCGCCAUGCACGGCCCCGCGGGGUACCCGGCGCACGGCCCCAGUGGGCUGGUGUGCGCCGCGCAGCUGCCCUUCCUGUCCAGCCCCGCCGUGCUGUCGCCCUUCGUGCUGGGCUCGCAGACCUACGGCGCGCCUGCCUUCUACGCGCCGCACCUCUGA